CAGAAAAUGCACCGGAUUUCCUGAGUUAUUCGGCAUCUGGAUCGGUAUUAGAUUUAUUUCCAGGGACUACUAUUCUGCACUUUGUCCACAAAAUGGCUGCAAAAAUUCUUGCCAACUUGCUUGUAAUGGGCUCUGGGAUAUUGGCAAGGGCUCUAGUUCAAGCAUACCGUCAAGCGCUUCAAAAUGCCUCAAAAUCUGGUGUUGCUCAAGAAACAAUUCAGAACACUAUGCGCAGAGCUAGCAAAACCAUGACCGAACAAGAGGCGAGACAGAUUCUUGGCAUUACUGAGAAUACUGCUUGGGAGGAAAUCUUACAGAGGUAUGAUACUUUGUUCGAGAGGAAUGCUAAGAAUGGGAGCUUUUAUCUUCAGUCAAAAGUUCACAGGGCUAAGGAAUGUUUAGAAGCUGUGUACAAACCCAAAGACUCGAAUCCAACAGGUUGAGAAUCUGGCAGAUUAUCGUCUUCACUUAAUUUGUUGUGCCUUAACGAUCUCUACCUGUUUUUGUAUAAUUUAAUAGCCUACAUUGAGAAAUGGAGAAAAGGACGUAUAUA
Molecule: messenger RNA, 553 nt
Organism: Telopea speciosissima
Lineage: Eukaryota; Viridiplantae; Streptophyta; Magnoliopsida; Proteales; Proteaceae
Product: mitochondrial import inner membrane translocase subunit PAM16 like 2-like
Exons: 5
Coding region: 93-443 (116 amino acids)
Biological process (GO): protein import into mitochondrial matrix
Cellular component (GO): TIM23 mitochondrial import inner membrane translocase complex
Source: RefSeq, a predicted model, not a curated record